GGUAAGGUAAGGUAGUGGUGGGGUUUGUUGACUUCCAUGGGGAUCUAACAAUCUAACAGUAAGCUACUGCAAGCCGGAAUCUCAGAUCAAGACUUGGCUGCGACUAUCUCCCGCUUAUUCACAGUUUAGCAAUUGGCGGUCUAUCUGACGAGUGAAGACUCAUCAACGGGCCUGUCUACCUUACGCUCUACACACUCAUUCACGACUCACAGACAUAUUUCCCACAAGGCGCAUCGCGAUAACGGCUCAAGAUGGCUGGGAAGAACGCUGUGAUCGUCGGCUUGAGCGGUUGCUCUUCCAGCGGGAAGACAACGCUCGCACGUCUUUUGAGAGACAUUUUCCCUAGUACCUUUAUCCUCCACGAGGACGAUUUCUAUAAAGCCGAAUCCGAAUUACCAAGCAAGAAUGGUCUCUUGGAUUGGGACUGUCCUGAAUCCAUAUCUAUCCCCGACAUGGAAAAGGCUCUGAUUCACAUUCGCGAAAAUGGUACUUUUCCUCCCUUUGUGGACUCAAAAGAAGACCAAAACUCCGUCGGAAAGUGCCCAGUCUCAGAUGAAAAGAUCGCCGCCAUGAAAGCCAAGGUCGAAGCCUGGGUCCAACCCGGCAAGUCAGGACACGGCAUCUUCACCGGAGGCAAGCUCAACAUCUGUCUCUUUGACGGAUUUCUUCUCUACUGUGAGGAGAUGGAGACGACCAUGGAGCUUAUCGACAUCAAGCUGUUUCUCCUUGUAAGCCGCGCGAAGGCGACGCAGCGGCGCGAGGCUCGCGAUGGGUAUGUCACCCUGGAGGGGUUCUGGCAAGACCCUCCCGGGUACGUGGACAAGAUUGUCUGGCCCAACUACGUCGAGUCCCACUCGUGGCUUUUUGAGAAUGGAGACGUCGAAGGGAAGCUAAAUGCGGAGGUAUUAAGUGAGAAGAACAUCAAGGCACAGGUUGGCAAGGGACUGGAUAUUGAUAUGGAGACUACUCUGGAGUGGACUGUUGACACUAUCAUCACGGAGUUGGAGAAGCGUGCUUCUGAAAAGUCUUAAGAAGACCAGCAGGAUUUCAUGAGAUAUUGAACUAAAUAUUCAAAA
Molecule: messenger RNA, 1076 nt
Organism: Colletotrichum acutatum
Lineage: Eukaryota; Fungi; Ascomycota; Sordariomycetes; Glomerellales; Glomerellaceae
Product: nicotinamide riboside kinase 1
Exons: 4
Coding region: 252-1031 (259 amino acids)
Cellular component (GO): cytoplasm
Source: RefSeq, a predicted model, not a curated record